Molecule: messenger RNA, 653 nt
Organism: Setaria italica (foxtail millet)
Lineage: Eukaryota; Viridiplantae; Streptophyta; Magnoliopsida; Poales; Poaceae
Product: molybdopterin synthase sulfur carrier subunit
Exons: 2
Coding region: 126-449 (107 amino acids)
Biological process (GO): Mo-molybdopterin cofactor biosynthetic process
Cellular component (GO): cytosol
Source: RefSeq, a predicted model, not a curated record
UUCGAUGAUAAAAUCAUUUGGCUAGAUUGGUUACGAGCGCGGUCGUCUCCAACCCUCCAGCCAGGUUGACCACGGCAGCAAAUAAGCACCGGACGAGGCGGCGAUCAGCUUCCUUUCCUCCGGCGAUGGCGACGCAGGAUCCCAAAGAUGCUGCUCCCACGGAGGAGGAGGGCCCCGCCGCGGCCGACCCGGCUGCGCCAGCCGCGAGGUUGAAGGUGCUCUACUUCGCCCGCGCGCGGGACCUGACGGGCGUGGCGGAGUCGUCGGUGGAGGUGCCGGCGGGGGGCACCGCGGGGGAGUGCCUCGCCCGGGUGCUGGCGCAGUUCCCCAAGCUGGAGGAGAUCCGCGGCUCCAUGGUGCUCGCGCUCAACGAGGAGUACGCGCCCGACUCCGCCAAGGUUGCCGACGGCGACGAGCUCGCCGUCAUACCGCCCAUCAGCGGCGGCUGAUGUUACCAAGAACGAGUUGGAGAUGGGGAAAAAGAAACAGAAAUAAAAGAAAAAUAAAGGUUCAUUGUGCCUACAUUCUUGCUCUUGUUUUCCCAUAAGAUGUGCAUGCUGGAUAAGCAAUCUCCUGUUCUUGUUCUUGACACACAUUUUUGUUCUCAAAAUCACGUUGGUAGAUGAUACUUUGAUCUGAAAGAGUGACCGAAA